AGCAGCUGUCGAUGAACCUAACCUUAGAAGAACAACGUAAUUGUUUGUAGGAGCCUGGUGUAAGCGAAAGAUAUUUGUCUUCAUCCAUACAGACACUACCAGACAAAUGGACUUAUAUUCUAACAAAAUGAAUUGGUCAGAGGUACAAGAUUUAUUUAGAUUGUGGAGAGAAGAAAAUGUACGCAAGAGCACAGAAGUAGUUGACUUGUGGGAAAGAAUACUACAGAAGAAAAUACACAAACUUGGUGAUGAAAGACUCCUAGUGUUGGAGCAAGUAUGUGUGGCAUCCCUAGACUGCAACAGGCUUGAAGUGGCUGAUGCAUGCCUCAAAGCCCUCUCAACUGAGUUUCCUACUAGCCUGCGCAUUAGGAAGUUGAAGGCCUUAAAGUUAGAAGCUUUGGAAAGGUAUGAUGAGGCACUAGAUGUGCUGGACUCCAUCAUCAAGCAAGAUGACACAAAUGCAGCCCCUCGCAAACGUCGUGUUGCCAUUCUCAGAGCAAGGGGUAAGAUUCCUGAUGCAAUUAAGGAACUCGCCGAGUAUCUUAAAAAGUUUAUGAGUGAUCUGGAGGCCUGGCAAGAGUUGUGUGAUCUUUACCUCUUUGAACAGGACUUUGCUCGGGCAGCUUUCUGUAUGGAGGAGCUCAUCCUGCACAAUCCACAUAGCCACUUAAUUCAUCAGCGAUAUGCUGACAUACGCUAUACACAGGGGGGCUUUGAAAACAUGGAGUUGGCACGAGCCCAUUACUGCCUGGCACUGAAGCUUAGCCCCAACAACAUUCGAGCCCUCUAUGGCUUAUUCCUGUCUGCUACCAACAUUGCCAUCUCCACUAAAUGCACAUCAGUCAAGAAGAAGGAAAACAAUAAACUGGCAAAGUGGGCCCUCAACGAAAUUAAUAACAGGUAUGAAGAGCAGUGUGGAAAAUCAAACCAGACGGCAGCACUGGAGGGUCUGAUAAACUCACUGCAGAUUUUAUCAACUGGUUGGUUUACUGUACCACCAAAACCAGUGUAAAUACACUUAUUAAGCUCCAAACUUGUUUACUCUGGGUGGUACACACACAUCGUUAACACAAGAGUAACUGUAUAUGAACACACCUUUAAAUUUGAAAAUAUUUACCCAAACCUUCAUAAUAAUGUGGGUUAGGUUUACCACCUGUCAACUGAAUAACAAAGCAAUACAACUUUGAACUGAAUGUUUAUACCUUUCAGUUCUCUUUCUGUAACAGAGCAUGGUAGUGCUACAGUAACGCAGAGUGUGAAGUAAUCUGAGCCUUACGAUUUUCAGUCAGAAUAAUAACCAGGAUUCUAGUCCAGUCACCUACAGUGAAAUUUCAAAUUGACGUAUCCAUAUUUCAGAGGGUAAAUUCUUUAGUUGGUAAAUUGUUUUACAUUGCUCAGUUGCUCAGCUAAUGUAUGCAAAAAAAAAGUGUAAUCUUGGAUCAGGUGCUUUCCAAUUAGGCAACACAGAAAUGUACAAGGUUUUUAGGACAAGUAUUGAUGUUAGAAAUGUAAAAACUAUUAUAAAUUAUAUAAAGAAACGUGCAUAGAAUUAACAAAAUAGGCUGUCAGAAUUCCAAAAAUUAUUUUAAACGGAAAAAGACAUUUAUGAAGACAGAUAAAAUGGUAAGAUAGGCCAUGUUUUGUAAUGUAUGUAACAGACUGGUCUCAAUAGUAAUAUGAUGAUAAAUGUAUAUAAUAAAAUACAGAAUAUAUCUAAUAUGGAACAGAAAA
This is a messenger RNA of Zootermopsis nevadensis, 1731 nucleotides long. RefSeq names its product ER membrane protein complex subunit 2. NCBI's taxonomy places the organism in Eukaryota, Metazoa, Arthropoda, Insecta, Blattodea, Termopsidae. Gene Ontology annotation, molecular function: protein binding. The record is from RefSeq and is a predicted model, not a curated record.